This is a messenger RNA of Neogale vison (American mink), 4923 nucleotides long. It is a transcript of the gene GPC5, whose product is annotated as glypican 5. Gene Ontology annotation, biological process: regulation of protein localization to membrane; positive regulation of canonical Wnt signaling pathway; cell migration. Lineage: Eukaryota; Metazoa; Chordata; Mammalia; Carnivora; Mustelidae. Gene Ontology annotation, cellular component: extracellular region; cell surface; plasma membrane. Bases 288 to 2006 code for a protein of 572 amino acids. The transcript is spliced from 8 exons. The record is from RefSeq and is a predicted model, not a curated record.
UGCGGCUCCAGCCGUUUUCCUCCCCCGGGCUGCGCCAACUCGCGCCCGCCGGAGACGGAGACCUCGCGGCGCUCUGCCGGAGAACUCUGCUGUUCCGUCCUCGGGGCUCCCCGGGAGAAAGCCAAGUGCCCCCAGGUGAAGCCGGCGUCCCGGAACGGCCCCGGAACGCCCGCCGCCAGCUUGCACCUUCUGGGAACCGCGACCGCCGAGCGUUUUCCAGCGCCUGCAACGCAGGGCGCGCGGGGGGAGUGGGGUCCACUGCGUGGGAAGGGGCGACUAGGACACCGAUGAUGGACGCACCGACCUGGCGCGCGGGCUGUUGCUGUCUCCUCCUCCUGGCUCUCGUUGGGUCUACUCGGAGCCAGGACAUGCCCAGCUGCGAAGAAGUUCGGAAACUUUUCCAGUGGCGCCUGGUGGGAGGUGUCAAGGGGCUGCCGGAUUCGCCGCGGGCAGGACCAGAUCUUCAGGUUUGCAUAUCCAAAAAACCCACGUGUUGCACUAGGAAGAUGGAGGAGAGAUACCAGAUUGCAGCUCGCCAAGAUAUGCAGCAAGUGCUUCAAACAUCCAGCUCGACACUGAAGUUUCUAAUAUCACGAAAUGCUGCGGCUUUUCAAGAAACCCUGGAAACUCUCAUCAGGCAAGCAGAGAACUACACCAGCAUUCUCUUUUGCAACACCUACAGGAACAUGGCCCUAGAGGCAGCAGCUUCCAUUCAGGAGCUGUUCACUGAUGUGGGGCUCUAUUUAUUUGGUGCGGAUGUUAAUCCCGAAGAGUUCAUAAACCGAUUCUUUGACAGUCUUUUCCCUCUCGUCUACAAUCACCUCAUUAACCCUGGCGUGUCGGACACUUCCCUGGAAUAUUCGGAAUGCCUCCGGAUGGCCCGCCGGGAUGUCAGUCCCUUUGGUAAUAUUCCCCAAAGAGUAAUGGGGCAGAUGGGGAGAUCGCUGCUGCCGAGCCGCACGUUUCUGCAGGCACUGAAUCUAGGCAUUGAGGUCAUCAAUACCACAGACCAUCUGCACAUUUCCAAAGAGUGCAGCCGGGCCCUGCUGAGGAUGCAGUACUGUCCUCUCUGCCAGGGCCUGACUCUCAGCAAGCCUUGCAUGGGGUACUGCCUCAACGUCGUGAGAGGCUGCUUGGCACACACGGCAGAGCUGAAUCCGCACUGGCAUGCCUACAUCCGGUCACUGGAGGAGCUCUCAGAUGCCAUGCAUGGAACAUACGACAUCGAACAUGUGCUCCUGAACUUCCACGUGCUUGUUAAUGAUGCUGUGACGCAAGCUCACCUCGAUGGACAGAAGUUAUCGGAACAGGUCAAUAAGAUUUGUGGCCGUCCAAUCAGAACACCUACACAAAGCCCCCAUUGUUCUUUUGAAGGAAGCAAAGAGAAGCACGGGAUGAAGAUCUCUCCCAGAAACGAUGAAGAGACACUUGCCAACAGAAGAAAAGAAUUUAUCAACAGCCUUCGACUGUACAGGACGUUCUACGGAGGCCUGGCUGACGAGCUUUGUGUUAGCGAAUUAGCCGCUGCUGAUGGGCUGCCGUGCUGGAAUGGGGAAGACAUAGUAAAAAGCUAUACUCAGCGUGUGGUUGGCACUGGAAUCAAAGCCCAAUCUGGAAAUCCUGAAGUCAAAGUCAGAGGAACUGAUCCUGUGAUAAAUCAAAUUAUUGAUAAACUGAAGCAUGUUAUUCAGCUGUUACAGGGUAGGUCACCCAAACCCGACAAGUGGCAGCAUCAGACGGGCAGUGGCGGUGGCAUGGUUGAACAGGUCAGCGGGGACUGUGAUGAUGAAGACGGUUGUGGGGGAUCAGGAAGUGGAGAAGUCAAGAGGACCCUAAAAAUCACAGACUGGAUGCCAGAGGACGUGAACCUCAGUGACGUAAAGCAGACCCACCAGACAGGCCAAGGUAGUACGUUAGAUGCAACGGGAGCAGGAUGUUCAGCAGCAACUGAAGCUACGGCAUUUAUGCUGAUGGGUGUGGUAAUGUUCCUUCCUUGGCUUUGGUAACUGAACUCUUCCGCCCUGAUAUACCUGUCUUCUUGGAGUCCUGAUUUCUCCCCUGUCUUCACCUUAUUGGAAUAAUAAAUCUUUGUGAAUGUAACAAUUAUAUUUAUGGAAAGAUAUGUCACACUCACUUCUUAUAAGCCAAGUGGGAAUGUUCACAAAGUAUCUAGAAAUGAUAGGCUGUUUGAAAACAUGUCUUCUAGGAUUCUAACAAGUCUCCUUCAAUUCUAAUGUAUUAAACCUGCCAAUGUGAAGAGCACAGAAGAGACUUUGAAUGAGGAUUUAGUGUAUCUGUAAUUUUACUAUCUUUGAUUCUAAACUCUUUAUAAAAGCAAAAUGUCUUAAAUGGAAAGCAUAUUUGUAGAACAAUGAAAACAGCACAUAGUGUUUCUUACAAUAUUGAAAUUAGAAUUCCAUUAAAUGAAUCAAAACAAAUGAUGGCAAGUAGUAUGCAUGAAUUUUCAAGAGAGUCUUCCAUUUUUGCAAGCUAUAGGAAGAAAUUACUUGAAGUCUGCAAGUUAUAGAGUAGAUUGUUGAGGAGCAUUUCAUGUAAUUUCAUUGAAGCUUGAUAAAUUUUAUCCACCGUAACUUAGCCACAGACAAAACUUAACCUGAGUAUUUUGGUCGCAUCUGAGCUGUAUUUUAGUACAUUCAAAAUGCAUCUUUGGUAUUGAGGCUCUUUUCCCUCUUUGCCUAAUGGAUUUAGCCAUGUUGUAAACACACAUCUGCUCUGGGAAUAUCUCUAAGAAAGCUAUUAAUUAUUUAAUAGAUAACUUGCAAAGUGAUAUAUUCAUUCAUCCUUCAAAUAUUAUUUGCUAUUUUCUUAAAUCUUGAUAUUGAAUAAUUGACUAGCUAUACAUUUCUAAGGUUCCUAUGAAUAUCUAAAGACAUGUACUAAUACAGAAAAUGUAGCACACAAUGCUUUAGCUCUUUUUCUAUGCACAUAAGCAGAACUGCUAAUCCGCAGUCCCUGAUUUCCCAGUUGUGAUAAGAUGCCUCAGCAGACCCCGAUUAGGAUAUGUCUAUCGUUGUACUUAAGGAUGAAGUGAUAAGUUAGCUUUUAUUUAGAAGUAGCAUAGCCAGUUGGUAACCAGAAAAUAUUAUUAAUACAAAGUGACGGAAUUGAAAAGAGAAGGGCUGAAUUUGUAAAUGUUUUAAAAAUCAAAGAAAUUUGAAAUGACCUCUGAGGAAAAGUCAAAGAGGACUCAAUCGACGGCAAAUAUUUGUAAGGUGAAAUCAAUCUCUCCAAAUCAGGAAACAGUAUAUGAUCAAAUCAUGUUCUCUCAUGGGUUCUAAAUUAAUCAAAUGAUCUGACAAUGGUCAAUUUAAACUACGGUAUGUUUAAACUGCCAAAUCAGAUUUUAUUGCCUGUUUAAAACCUGCCAGGUCUGACUGUCUUUUCCGUAGGCUUCCAUUCCAGAUCUUAUGAUUUAUCUCAUGAUCUACUUGGUUUAUAACUCAUUUGCACCACCACGCUCCACAAAUUAUAAACGUCAACUCAUAUUUGUCUAAUUUUUAAGCUCAGCUCGUUAUUUAAAUAAACAUGGAAUACGAAGUCACCCAUUUGUGACACUCCUGCCCAAGUCAUGUUUGGUUUGCUCUGGCAAAAGUUCUUUCCCAACCUUAGAGGAAUUUGGAAGACAAACUGAAGGGAAUAGUUCAGCAGACUAAAAUGUUUCUGGAUUAAAUAAUAUUAUGGGAAAUAAUUUUCAAGGUGGCAGGAGAUUUAUAAAAGAAGAGUGGUAACCACAUCAAUAGUAUGAAUGAACUUUUUUAUCAACUAAAUUUUACAUCCUCAAAUGAGUGUUGUCUACCUUCAGCUAGGCACACUAGAGACCAUACACCUCAUAACAUUGCUCCUCUAGCUUAAAACAUACGUAGGCUUUUAGAAUUCCUUUAAGAGCCUAAGGCAUAUUUUCUAAUAUUCUCAAUGAGGAUAUUCAUUCUUUAAUACUCUACUCCAUAGCGCUUGUCUGUUUGACCAGCUCUUCAUAAUUUAAAACUCUUUCAAAUGAAACAGAGUAGCCCAUUUAACCUUCCUUAUCCCUCAAGAAUGGGCUCAUUUUUUUGGCCAAUUAAAAACCGCAACACUGAGGUGUUUCGUUUUUUUUUUUUUUUAAAUAUGGCUCAAAAUGCUUUUCUGAAGUCUUCCAUAAGUCUAAAAAGCUUUGAUCAAUGGUAAGAUUUUUUAAUAUGUGUCUACCUUCUAAGAGGACUUAAAGGAUAACAUCCAAAUGAAUGUAUACAUUUUGCAAUAUCACAGCUUUAUACUCAUCUCUUUUGUUUCAAUCAUUUAAACAAAGGCUUUUGUUAAAUCCGAGUUAUUUUUAUAUAAAUUUACAUGAUCCUGGAACGGUAUAGUGUUAUGUACAUAUUAGAGAAGAAUCAGUUAACGAUCUGAGCUAACACUUAUGUGGCUAUUUCUCUUUAUAGCACCAUGAUCAGUGCUUUUAUGCAUAAUCUCCUUUGAUGCUCCCAAUGACAUUAUCACCUCCACUGUAUCGAUGAGGAUACUGAGGUACACAAAUAUUAUGUAAUUUGUCUGGUGUCAUACAGCUCAUCACAGUAGAAUCAGAUGGGUGAACGUAAUGUCUCCAAGUAAACUGUAUAUGAUCCUGGUUCAAAGAUAGGAGAGCUCUGGAACAGUAAUAAAGAAUCAUGAGGUUAGCAAAAAAAUUACUCAGAGGUACUUUAGGUCUCCAAAAUUGGAUUUAAAAAACAAAUUCAAUUUAUUGUAUAAUUAGAAUUGUAUAAUUAUAAAACUGCAUACUAGUGCAAAAGAAUAAAGAAAAGGAAAUGUAAACAUGAACUUUUUUUCAGUACGUCAUUGCCCUCCCACAUGUGGAAAACCCAUUUGAACACAUCAACCCCCCAAAAUAAAUCAGUUACCAAAAAUAAGAAAGAAAAUACACACAUUUUG